Messenger RNA from Colletotrichum acutatum, 771 nucleotides. Its product is annotated as transcription factor. The transcript has 4 exons. The coding region runs from base 1 to 771 and encodes 256 amino acids. Lineage: Eukaryota; Fungi; Ascomycota; Sordariomycetes; Glomerellales; Glomerellaceae. Gene Ontology annotation, molecular function: DNA binding; RNA polymerase II general transcription initiation factor activity. Gene Ontology annotation, biological process: DNA-templated transcription initiation. The record is from RefSeq and is a predicted model, not a curated record.
AUGGAGGCGAUUCAGACCCAUCCCACGAGUGCGGCGCAGGCCAAGGCUUUCACCGCGCCUGGCUCCCUCUCAUUCCCCGGCGGCGCUCACGAGCUUCCUCCCCAGGCGAACGGCGAUAAGGCGGCCGUCAAUGGACAAAUCCCUGUGCCCAACGGCCAGCAGCCUGCAAAUGGUACCGGGGUGACGCCCGCGACACCUGCUGCGACGCCGGCCGCGACACAGGGUGGCAGUGGCUUGACUCCUACGUUGCAGAACAUCGUUGCCACGGUAAACUUGGAUUGCCGCCUGGACCUCAAGACGAUUGCCCUGCAUGCGAGAAACGCAGAGUACAACCCUAAGCGUUUCGCUGCCGUCAUCAUGCGUAUUCGUGAGCCCAAGACCACUGCCCUGAUCUUCGCUUCCGGCAAGAUGGUCGUCACCGGUGCCAAGUCUGAGGAUGACUCGAAGCUUGCAUCCCGCAAGUACGCCCGUAUCAUCCAGAAGCUUGGCUUCAACGCCAAGUUCACGGACUUCAAGAUUCAGAAUAUUGUCGGCUCUUGCGAUAUCAAGUUCCCCAUUCGCUUGGAGGGUCUCGCUUCGCGCCAUCACAACUUCAGUUCUUACGAGCCUGAACUGUUCCCUGGUCUCAUCUACCGCAUGAUCAAGCCCAAGAUUGUGCUUCUCAUCUUCGUCAGCGGUAAGAUCGUCCUUACCGGUGCCAAGGUGCGCGAGGAGAUUUACCAGGCCUUCGAGAUGAUCUAUCCCGUGCUUCAGGAUUUCCGCAAGGUCUAA